UGCGAAGGUGCAUUGGACACCAUCAACACAGACAUGAAAGAAGCUGAAGAACAUUUGAAAGGAAUGGAAAAAUGCUGCGGUCUUUGUGUGUUGCCAUGGAAUAAGGCUGACGACUUCGAAAAGAACUCAGAAUAUGCGAAAGCAUGGAAAAAGGAUGAUGAUGGUGGUGUGAUCUCAGAUCAGCCUAGGAUCACGGUUGGUGAUUCGUCAAUGGGACCACAAGGUGGAUAUGUGACCAGGAUCACAAAUGAUGCUCGCGAAGACGAAAUGGAUGAAAAUAUCCAACAGGUAUCUACAAUGGUCGGAAAUCUGCGUAACAUGGCCAUUGACAUGAGCACAGAGGUCUCAAACCAGAACAGACAACUUGACCGCAUACAUGAUAAGGCACAAUCGAACGAAGUUCGUGUUGAAUCGGCAAACAAGAGAGCCAAUAAACUUCUCACCAAGUGA
Haemonchus placei is the source of this 450-nucleotide messenger RNA. The record is from the annotation of a GenBank genome assembly. Lineage: Eukaryota; Metazoa; Nematoda; Chromadorea; Rhabditida; Trichostrongylidae.